AUGAGCAGACGGUCCAGAAACACCAAGCCGUCCAUUUCGGAUGACGAAGAUGACGGGUUCAAUAGUCAGGAAUCCGAUAAAGAUGAACUCGAAGGCUCAGACUCCAUUCCCUCCGACAACGAUAAGGACCAGGACGACUAUCUUGAGGACGACGAAGACAAUGAAGACGAUGACGAAAUACGCACAUCUCGUCGCAGGAAGGCAAGCCGGGCCCGGGCCUUGAACGAUGAGUUUACCAGAAAACUCACUGAGAAAAGGUUCAUUGCCAGUGACGAGGAUGUGUCAGACGACUACGAGUAUGGCCAGGAACCUGUGAAGAAGAAGAAGAGAUCAAGGUCUCGUUCGGUUGAGCCGGUGUUUUUACCUAAAAGAGGCAGGUUGAGAAGCACUCGAAACUCAGAAGCGGUUGGAGCUGCUGAAGAAGCCGAAGCAGGAGCCGAGGAUGGUAAAGAAGAGUCAGAAGAAGAGGUAGAAGACGAUAUAAAGAAGGAGCUUGCGGCAUUAUACGACUCAUCUCCAGAGCCCGAGCUCAAACACAAAUUGAGAGAAAGAGCUCCGGUGGACUAUGCUAUUCCUCCUCCCAUCACAAAUGACGCCCAGCUCGAAGCCGGUGCACCCAUAACUCCCUCUUUUACCAAAGGAAGAAGAGGACGCCCUUCAACCAACAAGAGCGAAUAUAGAAACUUGUUGUUUCCCACUGCCGGUCCGUUUGGCGGAAGUGAUGUGAUUUCGGUGUUUGGAACCAACAUUCCUCCCGGAGGAAUCCCCAUUCCAGGAAUGAGUGCAACCAACAACAACAUGACUGCCAUUGGCCAAGCUCUCAGUGACUCUGACUCUUCGGAUGAUGAGAUUGCUCCAAUAAAUGGUGAAGCCACCAUUACCAAGAAGCAGCCAAAGGACAACUUCCUCAACCACACUAAGUUGAUUGGUACAUCCACGGCGAAGCACCAAAAUAAGAAGAAGAAUAAUCUCAGCGAUACAGACCCCUUGGGAGUUGACAUGAACAUUGACUUUUCAGCAGUCGGAGGUUUGGAUGAAUAUAUCAACCAAUUGAAGGAAAUGGUGGCCUUACCUCUACUCUACCCUGAACUAUACCAAAACUUUGCCAUCACUCCACCCAGAGGUGUUCUUUUCCAUGGCCCCCCCGGUACUGGUAAGACAUUGAUGGCCAGAGCUUUGGCGGCUAGUUUCUCUACAUCCACCCGAAAAAUCACGUUCUUCAUGAGAAAAGGUGCUGACUGCUUGAGUAAGUGGGUAGGUGAAGCCGAAAGACAGUUGCGAUUAUUAUUCGAAGAAGCCAAAAACCAACAGCCUUCUAUCAUUUUCUUCGAUGAGAUCGAUGGGUUGGCCCCAGUAAGAUCCUCUAAGCAGGAGCAAAUCCAUGCGUCUAUCGUGUCAACAUUGUUGGCUUUGAUGGAUGGUAUGGAUAAUAGAGGUCAAGUUAUUGUCAUUGGAGCCACUAAUAGACCUGAUGCCAUUGAUCCAGCUUUGAGGAGACCUGGUAGGUUUGAUAGAGAGUUCUAUUUCCCAUUGCCAGAUACGAACGCUCGAUCCCAGAUUUUGAAGAUUCACACCAAGAAAUGGAGCCCACCAUUAGGAGACGAGUUCUUAGGUAAAAUAGCUGAUUUGACCAAAGGUUAUGGAGGUGCUGACUUAAGGGCUUUGUGUACUGAAGCUGCUUUGAAUUCUAUCCAAAGAAAAUAUCCACAAAUCUACCAGUCAAACCAAAAGUUGGAAGUGGUUCCUUCGAAAGUAAAGGUGAUUGCUAAAGACUUCAUGAAUGCCAUGGAGAAGAUUGUACCUUCUAGUGCUAGGUCGACUUCUUCUGGUUCUGCUCCCUUGCCUCAACACUUGAAAUGUCUCUUGGAGCCUCAAUAUAAUGAGAUUAUUUUGAAGUUGAACAACUUGCUACCAAACUCAAUUCACUUGAAAGGUGAAAAGAAAAAGACUCAGCUUGAGGAUGCUUUGUAUCUUGAUCCAACAAUUCAUGAUGAAGAUGGAGGGUUUGCAAGACAAGAGUUCUUGAAGAAUUUGGAGAAUUCCAGAAUCUGUAAGCCUAGUUUAUUGAUAUCGGGUGAAAGUGGCUCUGGACAGCAAUAUAUUGGUGCUGCUCUCUUGAAUCAUCUAGAGGGAUUCCAGGUUCAAUCCUUGGAUAUCGGAGCCAUUUUCUCGGAUUCUACUAGAACCCCAGAACUGGCUAUUAUCCAGACGUUCAUUGAAGCGAGAAGACACCAACCGUCGGUGAUUUUCAUCCCCAAUAUUGAUAUCUGGUAUCAUAUUGUUCCUCCCACUGCAAAGGCUACUUUGAGUAGUCUAUUGAAGUCUUUGAAAAGCAAUGAGAAGAUUUUGUUAUUGGGAAUCAGUGAGUCUUCCCAAGAAGCCUUAGACUACGAAGUGAAACUUCUCUUUGCUUCUACAAACGAAACCAACAGUGUGACUUUACACAAUCCUGAUGUUGGCCAACGAAGACAGUUUUUCGGAACUUUGAAGAAGACGUUGUUGAUGAAACCUUAUGAGUUUGUCAACGAUUUUGAGAACAGACCAAAGAGGAAAUUGAAGCAGUUGAAAGUGGUGGAAGAAGUUGUUGUUGUAGACAAGGACUCGGAGAAGAAGAAGCUAAAGGCGCAAGAGUAUCAGGAUACUAAGUUGAAGAACACAUUGAAGAUCAAGUUGGCCAGCUUAAUGGACUUGUUCAAGGUGCGAUACAAAAGAUUCAAGAAGCCGAUUAUAGAUGAGAAUCUAUUGAGCCAUAUCUUCUACCCCGAAAUUUUGCUGAAUCCCCUUAACGUCUAUGAAGUUCUCUACGAGAAGGCUGCCGAUGAUGAACAUAAAGAUAUGAUCAAAGAGUUGGCUACCGGAAAAUAUUACCAUAAUAUCGACUUGGAUAUUAUCGAAGAACGACUCUGGAACGGAUACUAUUCGGAACCUCGUCAAUUCUUGAAAGACAUCAAGAUGAUUGUUCUGGAUUCCAUAAUGUCUGGAGAUAGAGAAAGAAUUUUGAAGGCCAACGAGAUGUUGACGAAUGCCCAGUUUGGUAUUGAUGAUAUUGGCACCCCCGAGUUCUUACUGGCUUGUAAAGAGAUGAGAAAGAGAGAGUUGGUUAAACAAGCCCAGGUCGUAGCUGAUUACCAGAAGUUGCAAGAGGCAGCCCAGAAGCAGCAAGAAGCGAACGGGCUGCUUCAAAAUGGUAAUGCCGUGAACGGUGAGCCAGAGGAGAUAUCUGUUGAAACACAAGAUGACCAGGAACCCGUGGUGGCUACAGAUGUAAAAAUAGUUGCAGACGUCGAACAAGAAACUGCAAUUGAACCACGAAAAGAGCAAACGGCUGUAGCUAAACCACCAAUCCCCGGGUCAGACUCCGAAUCCGAAGCAGAAGACUCACCCAUUGAUAUCUCCCGGCAGCUCGUUCUCGGUGGAGACCACGAGGAGUUCUUCUCCAACCGCAUCAUCGAAAUCACCAGCAAUUGCAACAUCGAACGACUCGAAAUCGUCAUGGCCCGUCUCAUGGAUAUCAUCUGGACCGAUCGAAAUCAAUGGGACAAGACUCAAACCAUCAAAAACCUCUACAAUGCCGCCGACUCCAUCGAAGCCGAAAUCUCCUGAACGUGGUUUAUGUAUUUUUGAGUAUUUUUACAAACAUGAUAAUAUACAAGGUUUUCUUUUUAAGUGUCUAAUCUUCAGCACUGCCGUCUCUGGGUCUAUAGUUGACAUUCUGCUCCAACAAGUCACUAACUAUAUGAGGCGGAAGCUUCCCGUUGAUCUUGACGGCGUAGAGGGCCGGCACGAACGAGUCUAUUCUCAACCAUCUGGCGACCCAUGACUGUUUGUUGUCGUCUCCCAAAGCCACCAAACCUUCAAACGAUGGCGAUGUGCAAUCCUGGAUCUGGUUGUCGUCAUUGUCUUGAUAGUGCAACACACUCUCACAGUUGGGGCACCCUUCAUCGACGAACUUUCUGUAUGUCUGGAUGAUUCCACACAACAUGCACGCUCUGUCAGAUCUAGAUGACAUGAUGGAGGUUGGAGUUGGUCAAAGUUUUCAAAAUUUCG
Yamadazyma tenuis ATCC 10573 is the source of this 4047-nucleotide messenger RNA. Lineage: Eukaryota; Fungi; Ascomycota; Pichiomycetes; Serinales; Debaryomycetaceae. The record is from RefSeq and is a predicted model, not a curated record.